CUGCUUUGCUCUCUCUCUCUCUCUCUCUCUCUCUCUCUCUCUGUUUUUGUGAACUUCGAGAAGAGUUGGGGAACCAUGAGCGGGGUGAUCAUGAGCGAGGUGAACCACCAAAGGAUCAAAACCAACGGGAUAUGGAUUCACAUAGCAGAGCAAGGGACAGGACCCCUUGUUCUGCGGCUUCAUGGCUUUCCAGAAAUCUGGUAUUCUUGGCGCCACCAGAUAACCCACUUGGCUAACCAUGGUUACCAUGCGGUUGCUCCUGAUUUGAGAGGCUAUGGAGAUUCCGACUCUCCUCUCAGCCCCAACUCCUACACUGUUCUACACGUUGUUGGAGAUCUCAUCGGCCUUCUUGACCAUUUUGGUGAACAACAGGCGUUUGUGGUGGGAGCUGACUGGGGAGCCAUUGCUGGAUGGGAUCUAAGCCUUUUCAGACUUGACAGAGUCAAGGGACUAGUCACUUUAAAUGUCCCAUACUUCCAAAGAUCUCCAAAUUCUAAACUAGUUGAUUCGAUCAGAAGAUUGUUAGGAGAAGGAAGCUAUCUCUUCCAGUUCCAGGAACCAGGAAGAGCAGAGAAAACAUUUGCAAGGUACGAUUAUUUGACGGUGAUGAAGAAGUUCUUGCUUAUAGUCAACUCAGAUAAUUUGGUAGCUCCUCCGGGCAUGGAGAUCAUUGAUUACCUGGAGACUCCUUCAUUGCUGCCGCCAUGGAUUACAGAGGAGGAACUCCAGGUCUAUGCAGACACAUUUCUUGAAUCUGGUUUUACUGGUCCUCUCAAUUACUACCGUGCCAUGGAUUUGAAUUGGGAGUAUCUUGCACCAUGGCAAGGAUCAAAAAUAAAAGUUCCUACAAAGUUUGUUGUCGGUGACAAAGAAAUUGGUUUUGAAACUAUGGGCACGAAGGAAUAUGUGGAAGGAGAUGUUUUCAAGAGCCUUGUCCCUGACCUGGAAGUUGUUAUUCUAGAUGGUCAUCAUUUUCUUUAUGAAGAGAAAGCUCAACAAGUCUGCCAUGAAAUUCUGUCCUUCCUACGCAAAUUUUUAGCGGAUUAAUUAGAUGGUUUUUCUUUAGGUUUAUUGUGACUUAAGACGCUUCUGUUGUGAUGAUAAUUCCAUGUUAAAUGAGUCAUUUCUUAUGAAUGCAUAUUGCAAAGGUGGUUUAAUUUUA
Messenger RNA from Juglans microcarpa x Juglans regia, 1162 nucleotides. RefSeq names its product epoxide hydrolase A-like. The record is from RefSeq and is a predicted model, not a curated record. Lineage: Eukaryota; Viridiplantae; Streptophyta; Magnoliopsida; Fagales; Juglandaceae. The coding region runs from base 76 to 1047 and encodes 323 amino acids. Gene Ontology annotation, molecular function: hydrolase activity. The transcript has 5 exons.